AUGAACAUAGUUGGUUCUAUAUGUACAGAUGGCGCUCCUGCUAUGCUGGGAAAUCGGUCUGGAUUUGCAGCUCUCAUGAAACGGGAAAUUCCUGAGGUCCGUGUCACACACUGCCUGCUUCAUCGGUAUGCAUUAGCAGAGAUGACUUUACCAAAAAGUCUGCAAGACGUUUUGUCAACAUGUGUGAAAAUUGUUCACGUAAUUAGAGGAUGUUUUGUUUGUGAAAACAUGGAUUCUGAACACACGGUUCACACGGAGGUGAGAUGGCUAUCCCGUGGACGUGUCUUGCAGUAUAUAUUUCAGCUUCGUGAGGAGAUCAAGACAUUUUUUAAAGGAUCAAAAGUUGGAUCUCUUUUCUUCACUUGA
Limulus polyphemus (Atlantic horseshoe crab) is the source of this 366-nucleotide messenger RNA. RefSeq names its product protein ZBED8-like. The transcript has a single exon. The record is from RefSeq and is a predicted model, not a curated record. NCBI's taxonomy places the organism in Eukaryota, Metazoa, Arthropoda, Merostomata, Xiphosura, Limulidae. Bases 1 to 366 code for a protein of 121 amino acids.